AUGUACAAGCUAUUCCUCGCAACAAUCACAUUGCUCGCUACGUACGCGUCCUCUGCCGCCAUAACCAAGCCAGCAGACAACCAAGUCUCUCAAUUGGAAACCCGUGGAAAUUUCCUCGGUGAUGGCACCUGGUACACCACUGAGACAGGUCGUCCAGGUUCGUGCGGGGAGUGGCUUAAUGACGGCAUGAUGGUUGUUGCCCUCAACGCGCCCCAGAUGGGCGACACAGCCGAAUGUAACCGUCAAGUCUGGGUUACGAAUAUCACCAAUGGUGAGACUCAAGUGGCUAGAGUCGUUGACAAGUGCCCGGAAUGCCUCUGGGGUAGCUUAGAUAUGUCUCCUGCCCUCUUCUCCAGCAUUUGCGGUGGUCAGCUGGGUCUUGGUCGCGUGCCGAUCACUUGGGGUUUUUGCGACCGCGAGCACGGCUGCUAG
Molecule: messenger RNA, 432 nt
Organism: Wallemia ichthyophaga EXF-994
Lineage: Eukaryota; Fungi; Basidiomycota; Wallemiomycetes; Wallemiales; Wallemiaceae
Exons: 2
Coding region: 1-432 (143 amino acids)
Biological process (GO): defense response to fungus; defense response to bacterium
Source: RefSeq, a predicted model, not a curated record